CACCAGGCUGCUGACAACCAUGUCCGCCGCUGCGUUCUUCAGACAUGGCAAGAAAAUCGUGGCUAUAGGCCGCAACUACGCGGAGCACGUCAAGGAGCUGAACAACGCGCUGCCGCAGGAGCCGUUCUUCUUUCUCAAGCCGACGACGAGCUACAUCUCCAACGAGGGGUACGUCGAGAUCCCGAGGGGGGUCAUAGCGCACCACGAAGUCGAGCUUGGACUGGUUAUUGGGAAGCGCGGGCGGGAUAUUGCGCAGAAGGAUGCGGAGGGGCAUAUUGCUGGCUACGCCCUUGCGGUGGAUAUGACGGCGCGGAACAUGCAGGACGCGGUGAAGAAGAAGGGCUUGCCGUGGAGCGCUGCGAAAGGGUUUGAUACGUUUACUCCGGUUGGGUCUUUCAUUGACAAGUCCCUGGUUUCGGAUCCGCAUAAACUCGCCCUUUCCCUGAAGAUAGACGGUACUACGAAGCAGGAUGGUACUACUGCGGACAUGAUCUUUAAGAUACCCCGCAUCAUCGAGCAUAUUUCCUCGAUCAUGACUCUGGAGGAAGGGGAUCUGGUCCUGACCGGCACGCCCUCGGGCGUAGGUCCCCUCUCGCCGGGCGAGACCGUCGAGUGCGAGCUGCUUGACACGGUCUCUGGCAAGCAGCUGUCGAGUCUGAAGUUCUAUGCAGUCGAGAGACAAGGUGGAUAUCAUUUUACAGGGUCUUGAGCCGUCGUUGGCUUCCAGCAGGGCAUGUAAUGACGGGGCUUUGCUUGAUCUUCGUACAGCCGGGGAUAAUUCAGAUGGCGAUUCUGGAGGGAAUGAGAAUGCGUCAGGCUCGUUCACUUCGAAGAUCGCUGAUGCAUUGACGCUGGCGCUGGCGGGUUAAGGAGCAUGUCAUUGGCGCAGACUCUUGUAACGUUGCAAACACCCUCCCCCCUCAAUGUAGCACUUCCCCUUCUCCCGUACUCACCUGGAUAGCCAGUCC
This is a messenger RNA of Gloeophyllum trabeum ATCC 11539, 968 nucleotides long. RefSeq lists its product as uncharacterized. Gene Ontology annotation, molecular function: acetylpyruvate hydrolase activity. Gene Ontology annotation, cellular component: mitochondrion. The transcript has 7 exons. The coding region runs from base 20 to 709 and encodes 229 amino acids. The record is from RefSeq and is a predicted model, not a curated record. NCBI's taxonomy places the organism in Eukaryota, Fungi, Basidiomycota, Agaricomycetes, Gloeophyllales, Gloeophyllaceae.